Messenger RNA from Gavia stellata (red-throated loon), 1209 nucleotides. Its product is annotated as actin-like protein 9. Gene Ontology annotation, biological process: axonogenesis; cell motility. The record is from RefSeq and is a predicted model, not a curated record. Gene Ontology annotation, cellular component: NuA4 histone acetyltransferase complex; cytoplasm; synapse. Gene Ontology annotation, molecular function: protein kinase binding; nucleosomal DNA binding. Lineage: Eukaryota; Metazoa; Chordata; Aves; Gaviiformes; Gaviidae.
AUGUUUGCACUUCCUGAAUGUCACCAGGACCACUCAGGCCUGGGGUCUGUAAGUACCAUGUCCUCUAACACCUCCAGCUCCUCCUCAAGCAAGGAACAGGAGUUAAGAACAGGAGCGGUGGUGAUUGAUACAGGCAUGAGGAGCUGUAAAUCAGGGUUUUCUGGACAACAGAUACCCAUAGCCAAAAUCAACACCCUGGUGGGCUGCCCCAGUGGCUGGCCCCAAGGGUUAGAAGAUGACAGGUCCAAGGUUUUAAUUGGAGAGGAAGUCUUGCUUUACCCUGACACUGAAAUUAUUGAGUCAAUGCAGAACUGCAUCAUCAUAAAUUCGGAAGCAGCCAAAACCCCAUGGCAACAUCUGUUCAAACAUGAGCUUCAGGUCUCCUCCGAGGAGUAUGUGCUGCUCAUCACCGAGCCCCUGCUCAGCCUCACGACCCACUGAGAGAAGAAGGUGGAGGUGGUGUUCAAGUCACUGGGCUCCCCUGGCCUUUUCAUUGCCCACCAGCCUGUCCUCUCCACCUACACCCAUGGCAGAACCAGUCUGGUGUUGGAUGUAGGUGAGGCUGUCAGCCAUGCCAUGCCAGCCCGUGAGGGCUACAGCUUGGCACAUACCACUGACAGGAUGGAUCUGGUGGGGUCAUGCCUCUCCUGGUACAUGAUGACACUUUUGGGGGAUGUGGGGUACAUGCUCAGCAACAAGACUGCCCAUAUAGUGGAAGACAUUAAGCACAAGUGCUGCCACAUUACUCCCAACUUCGACAGCAAGUGCCAGGUCCUGCCAGUCAGCUGCACCCUGGAUUUUCCCCUGCCUGAUGGCCAGACCAUCAGCCUCAGCAAGGAGAGGUUUCAAUGCCCAUAAGUGCUCUUCAACCCUCUACCAAAGUGGGGUAUUUCCUAUGUGGGCAUCCAUGGGAUGGCCCAGAGAAGCCUUGACCAGCUUCCAGAAGAAAUCAGGUCAACAAUGUACAGAAGAAUCCUGUGUGGAGAGUCCUCUCUCUUUGAGGGGCUGGAGAGGAGGUUUUGCAGCAAGCUCCUCUGAAGCCUGCCCCCCAACACCGAGGUCAAGGUGGCUGCCACACCACUGCGGAGGUACUCAGUGUGGAUAGGGAUGCCCAUCCUCACCUCCCUCAAGAACUUCCAGAUGUGGUGGAUCCAAAGGGACGAGUAUGAUGAAGAGGGGCCACACAUCACUCACCAGAUAUGCUACUGA